GCGAAACUGUAGUGUUCAGGACGAGAAGUGUCCCACCCGCCCAGCAGUUCAUCUAUUUAUUUAUUUAUUUAUCAUUUCACCGCAAUGACCCGCUGGAUUCCAACUAAAAAAGAGAAAUAUGGCGUUGGUAAGUUAGACAACUAUGUCGUCUUGUUUACAAUUGGGUUAUAGGCUAUUACAUUUGGAAGUUAUGUAGCUAGGAAGCUUUAGGAAAAGGCGAAGUUAAGCUACCUUGACUGUCACACAUGUUGCUUUGGAAUCACUGAAAGAAAGUGAACGUUGAUUAGACGUAAAUACGUUUGGUCAGCGUGUGCUCUUAUGCAGUAACAAUCCGUAAAUCGAGUGGUUUGACUCGAAAGUGAGCCUUGCUACACGUUGUGCGUAAAGUUUGUGUGAUAGACAGCUGAAACUUUCUUGCUGUCCUAUACUGUAGCCUUAGCAUAAAUGUAGGCCUAUAGUUGGAAAUUUGUAAGACAUUGUGAUUUUAACAUAUCAUGAAAAAAAAACAAGUCGCGUAGCCUACAUGAGUCACUUUAGUUCAGGCAUACUGUGUGUAUGUGGAUACACGCCCUCAAGGUAAAUCAAAACGAAUGGGGAACCAUUUCAGAGAGUAUGAUGACGUCAGUAGGCCUAUAAUAUCGCAAUUGGGUACCUGUUGUUUUUGUAUUUAACCAGAAAAAGGCAAUUGGGACUCUUUUGCAACCUGGACCAGGGGUGCGUUCAGUAUGUUUUUACGAUUUGGAACGGUGCUGUACUGAACAACCAGUUGAAAAACGGGGAUGGGUUGGUUGGGCAACGCUAUUAGCAUGGCCAUUGCUCUUUAAAAACGUCACUCAUUGUUUCAAGCCACACCCACCAAACGGGAGCACACGUACCUAAAAAAAAUCAGUGUUCAAGAACGAUUUGUGGAAAUGUGUCGUUCAGUACAAACCAUUCCGCAACGUAGCAAACGUUCAAGCGAACUGAACGCACCUCUGGCCAAGAAGGCAGCAGCAAUCAAUACAUCACACAAUUUAAAAAUCAUACAUUACAAUCAGCAACAACUCGAUCCAGCCUACAGGAAAUAUUAACACUACUCCUGUCUUGUACCAAACGAGUCUUGUACCAAAGUUUUAAACACAUUGAGGGGCAAUACAUUUAGGUUCUUUGGUUGAUAUCACUGUAUCAAGCAAUAACACAUUUCAUAGAUUCUUACAAAAACAUGUGGAAAUUAAUCAAAUAAUAUAAUCUGGUUGUUUUUCCUCCAUUGUUUACAAAACAUUGAUGUGUAAAUAUAAUAGUUCUACAGAUAUCUGGAUUUAGCAGGACAGAAAAUAACCCUAAUGUACAGUAUGUUAAUUUUGUUCUGACACUAAUUUGGGUUUAAAUUUUGUUUGAACAUGGAUAUUGGCAUCAUUAUAAAAACAACAAUAUUCUAGUAAGGAAUGCCCUUGACUCAGCUUGCCAGCCCCCAAAGUAGCUAGCAUACCUCUGUGGAAUGUUGUGUUCAAGUUCCUGUUCAUCUUUUGCUAUGUUUGGUAAAGACCACAGACAGACAUGUCAUUUUUGCCAGGGCACUGAAGUCAUACUUUGUAUUGUUGCUGUUCCACUAAAUGUUUUCCCCAUUUUGAACAUGACAGAUGACUCCAUGCAACUGGGUAUCGGUUUGUUCUUAUUUGGGUAGAUACAGUUUGAAACAGACACUACCUUUAGUUAUGUUUGUGUAAUGCUGAUACAAUCAGAACAUCCUUGAAGCUUGUUGUGUCCAUUGCUGCUAAACCCUAGUAGUAUUUGAAAAUAAGACAUAUCCCUCACUCAUAGAGUAGCCUAAUGUCUGUGAUACAUUUACUUGUAUUUCAAAUGUAGUCUACCAAUUUGUACAUUUGUAAUCAUCAAGAUGCCAGUGAUAGUGUAGAGGAUGUCAUUGCUAUAGAAUGAAAAAUUAGACAAUUUAUUGAUAUAAAUGGACUAUCAACACUCAUCAGAGCACACACAUUUCAGACAAACAAACAGGUGUAAUGGGUUCGUACUCAAAAUGAUGUCGCAUAAAGCUUACGUCAUUAUUCAAUGUUUACAAUUAUUUUCACUGCAUCACGGAUAGCGUACACAGACGUUUCGGCUUUACAGCCUUCUUCAGUGUGUAGGUACAAUCAUGAAAAAAAAAUCUAAACAGCAUUAGUAAAGAACAACAGAUGAGCAGCAGGUGCUUCUAAUGAGGGUUGUCACUCAUCUGCCAAUCAGGGAUGUGGCUUUUCUGGUCUACCUGUAUACAAAUUAGUCACAAAGAAAUACAGAAUUAUAGGGUAUGGGAUCGGGCACGGAGGGCAACUCACAAAUCAAUCGCCCCAGGUUUCCGCUCACCUAAAUACAUAAUAUCAAUUAAUGAGAUAGUCCACCACAAAGGACAUCAGGCAAAGCCAUUCAUAAAUAUAUGGGGCCAACUCAUAAAUGAAAUGUGAAAUCUGAUAUGGACAGUGUUCUUGUAUAACAGUCUAAAUGUGGCUUAUAGGAAGGAGGUGAAAUCUAAUUAUUUGUUUAAACUGUGUGGAGAUACAGAAUUUAAUUUAUAUAUCCACAUGGCUUCUCUUUGGAGUAAUUUGUUGUCAUAGUCAGGUCCUCUAUGUGGUGGAUGAACUUUUUCGAUCCCGAAGCAGCGCAAUUCAUUAACAUAAUUAUUUUGUUCUAUGAAGUGUCUUGCAACUGGCGAGGUGAUAUCUUGAUGUCUAAUAGUGGAUUUAUGUUCUCCAAGAUUACUUUCAAGGCACGGGAUGUUUUUCCAAUAUAAAUCUUAUUACAAGAACACUGUAACAUAAAGAACUCCUUUUAGUAGUGCAAGUUAUACAUUACUUUAUCUCAUAGAUCCUAGUUGUCUGAGGGCAUGCAAAGUUAGAACAUUUCCUUAUGGUGCUACAAGAGGUACAAGCUCUACAGGGGAAGCAUCCUUUCAUGAAUGCCUAUUUUCUCUCUCUGACCACAUCUGAUUUUAACCAAUAUGUUUGAUAGAUUUAUUGAUCGUUUAUAGGUGAAUAAAGGUGGAUUCUGGAAGGCAGAAUUUAAAGAGGAGUCUGAUGAUAAUAUGUGCCAAUGUUUAUUGACAAUAGACUUGAUGCCAUUACGGCUAUCAUUGAAAGUAUGUACAGUGGGGGAAAAAAGUAUUUAGUCAGCCACCAAUUGUGCAAGUUCUCCCACUUAAAAAGAUGAGAGAGGCCUGUAAUUUUCAUCAUAGGUACACGUCAACUAUGACAGACAAAUUGAGAGAAAAAAAAUCCAGAAAAUCCCAUUGUAGGAUUUUUAAUGAAUUUAUUUGCAAAUUAUGGUGGAAAAUAAGUAUUUGGUCACCUACAAACAAGCAAGAUUUCUGGCUCUCACAGACCUGUAACUUCUUCUUUAAGAGGCUCCUCUGUCCUCCACUCGUUACCUGUAUUAAUGGCACCUGUUUGAACUUGUUAUCAGUAUAAAAGACACCUGUCCACAACCUCAAACAGUCACACUCCAAACUCCACAAUGGCCAAGACCAAAGAGCUGUCAAAGGACACCAAAAACAAAAUUGUAGACCUGCACCAGGCUGGGAAGACUGAAUCUGCAAUAGGUAAGCAGCUUGGUUUGAAGAAAUCAACUGUGGGAGCAAUUAUUAGGAAAUGGAAGACAUACAAGACCACUGAUAAUCUCCCUCGAUCUGGGGCUCCACGCAAGAUCUCACCCCGUGGGGUCAAAAUGAUCACAAGAACGGUGAGCAAAAAUCCCAGAACCACACGGGGGGACCUAGUGAAUGACCUGCAGAGAGCUGGGACCAAAGUAACAAAGCCUACCAUCAGUAACACACUACGCCGCCAGGGACUCAAAUCCUGCAGUGCGAGACGUGUCCCCCUGCUUAAGCCAGUACAUGUCCAGGCCCGUCUGAAGUGCAUUUGGAUGAUCCAGAAGAGGAUUGGGAGAAUGUCAUAUGGUCAGAUGAAACCAAAAUAUAACUUUUUGGUAAAAACUAAACUCGUCAUGUUUGGAGGACAAAGAAUGCUGAGUUGCAUCCAAAGAACACCAUACCUACUGUGAAGCAUGGGGUUGGAAACAUCAUGCUUUGGGGCUGUUUUUCUGCAAAGGGACCAGGAUGACUGAUCCGUGUAAAGGAAAGAAUGAAUGGGGCCAUGUAUCGUGAGAUUUUGAGUGAAACCCUCCUUCCAUCAGCAAGGGCAUUGAAGAUGAAAUGUGGCUGGGUCUUUCAGCAUGACAAUGAUCCCAAACACACCGCCCGGGCAACGAAGGAGUGGCUUCGUAAGAAGCAUUUCAAGGUCCUGGAGUGGCCUAGCCAGUCUCCAGAUCUCAACCCCAUAGAAAAUCUUUGGAGGGAGUUGAAAGUCUGUGUUGCCCAGCGACAGCCCCAAAGCAUCACUGCUCUAGAGGAGAUCUGCAUGGAGGAAUGGGCCAAAAUACCAGCAACAGUGUGUGAAAACCUUGUGAAGACUUACAGAAAACGUUUGACCUGUGUCAUUGCCAACAAAGGGUGUAUAACAAAGUAUUGAGAAACUUUUGUUAUUGACCAAAUACUUAUUUUCCACCAUCAUAUGCCAAUAAAUUCAUUAAAAAUCCUACAAUAUGAUUUUCUGGAAUUUUUUUUCUCAUUUUGUCUGUCAUAGUUGACGUGUACCUAUGAUGAGAAUUACAGGCCUCUCUCAUCUUUUUAAGUGGGAGAACUUGCACAAUUGGUGGCUGACUAAAUACUUUUUUUCCCCACUGUAUAUAGUUUACAGAAAACUGUUUCUUCUGUUUUUGUUGGGAUUUAUUAAGUAACUGGCUUCUGUUCAAGCUUUUAACUUGUGUUUGAGCUUAAUCAAGCCAGGUAUCGGGGAAUCCUCUCAAGCGAAAAUGCUCAAGGAGGGAAUUUGAUUGUCUAUCAUAUUCUUCCUCUGUGUCGCAGAUGCGACUCAGUCUAUGAAGUUGGCUUACUGGUAAACCUCUUUGUAGAGGAAGGGGGUGAUAACUAUCAGCUGUCAAUAUAGUAUUUUUAUCUGUAGGUUUUCUGUAAACUGUAGUACUUAGAGAUUGUCCCUUCUUUGUAACAAGUACAUCUAAUAAAUGUAUAGAGUUAAUGUUAUUUUCCAUAGUGAAGGAAAUUGAUUGUACUCUAGAGUUAUUGUAGUUAAGAAAUUCAUUUAAUUUAAUUUCGGAACCGGUCCAGAUCAUAAAGCAAUCGUCUAUAUAGCGGGUCCAAUAUUUAACAUGAUCUUUGUAAGGAUUAUUUACAUAAUUAAAAUAAAUUUGAAUUUCCCGACACGUAUUUCAAUCUGAUUAGCUCAGAUUAUAGAGAGCCGGUAGGAUUUUGACGAGAGGCUGUCUGUGUGUGUUGUUUAUAUGUAACCUGCCAGCCAGGGAUGUCACAGUUUGAGGCGCAAAACAGUGGGAAGGAGCUGCGCUAGUGAGCCGUGCUAAGGCACAGACAUAAGCGCUUAGCGGUGACAGUAUUGCUGCAUCACAACAUGCUUGGCUUGAUUUUUUUUUCCACUGGCAGAUCUCUGCUGUUGCCAGGCAUGGCCCUGGACACAGUCAAAACUAUGUCAAGUUGGUGAAACGGGCCAUUGUCACUCUCUGCAUGACCAGAGGGAGAUGUCAUUUCUUUGGUUCUUUUUUUUUUAUAUAAAGGCUAUUGUUUCUGAGUUGGCAGAGGGAGUUUUAAAGUGGAACUGACAGCAUUUUAGCAACAUGAAAUGUUAUUACACCCCCAGGAAGAAUGACACUUUUAAAAACAUUUUCUGACAAGCAAGCACUUACAUAUGGUAAUUUUCUAGUUUUCAUAAAUUAUUAGAAUGUUUGGGAAUUACAAAUACUAAAGCAUUUGUGGAAAUUCUUUAGCAAUAUAGAGUGGAAAAGUGGCCGUGCGUUUGGACAAUGAAUAGAUACUGCAGUAAAUAAAACCAAAUAAAAACAUGUCUCAUCCAGGACCGGAGUCUACUCAGACCGGUGCACCAUAGUCAACCAGACCACAGUAGGCCUUUAUGCAAACAAGCCAUUUACCACACAGGCCUGCCAUCAUUCACUUUGAACUGGACUGUGUGUUUACAGGCAGUUACAACAGCCCGACUUUAGAUCAUUAGAACGCAUUCACCAAAAGCCACAAAAUACACCUGAAUGGAUUUCUGCAAAUAUGUCAAUACCACGGGUGUCCUCUUACAUUUGGGAACGUUACAGUCCUAUUGAUCAAACAACCAUGAAAAAAAAAGAAGCUAUUACUUUUUUUGCCUACAUUUACUGACACCGGUCAUAUUUAGCGGAUGUUGCAAGUUCGUAAAUUCAUCAGUUAUUCUACGCUCUGGCACACUGACGAGAGUGCUCUGAAAUCAGUAGAUAUUGGGAGUGAAUUUUCGAACGCAAGAGAAAUGCUAACUGGAUAAGUCGUUCAAGUUCUUGCUAGCUAACCAAAUGACAUAGCCACUGAAAAACAAGGGGAAAAAGUCAGUCACUCACCCUCCAAUGACAUGACAUCCUCCUAGCAGCUAGCUAGCUAACGUUAGGCUCCGUGUUUUUAGCUUGCUACAUAAAUAUAUAUACUUGCCUAUUAGCCACGUUAUGACUUACUUGUGAUCAUUGCUCUUGCUAGUUUGAUUGUAUUGACAUUCCCAGCCUUAGUUACAUUCGUCCGUUUUUGUCCAAAAUAUUGAGUCAUUGAAACUGUAUCAGUGCAUCCUGAAUGGGGGCAGCUGCAAUAUUUCUUGGACUACCAAGAAAUGUAUUGGUGAAUUAUAUGAAUAAUGCAUUGAACUGCAUCCAUCUAUUCUGCCAACAAUGCCUUAGUGUAUGUCAUGGAAUGUUGAGUCAAAUAGAACCUAUUUUUAAAACCUCUUAUAAAGUUGGUUUUCUAGCAUAAACUGGGAAUUUGAUAUUUGACUGAUAUUAUGAUAUGUCAGUUUGUUUCAUAUCUACAAAGUAGUUAAAACGCUGUCAGUUCCACUUUAACUACGAAUAAGGAAAUGUUUUGAUGAGGUUUGAUGCCAUCCUGAAUUAUAUUAUUUCCAUCCUCUAUAGGCCUGAAUGGCACCACUCUCUGCUACAACAUGACUUAAGCCUAUCAGAUCUAAUUUGUGUUGUCCUAUGUAAUGUAAUGGUAAUGAGCGAUGUCAGAUAAUCUCAAUGUUGACAAAGCCAUACACAGCCAUGUGGAUGUUUUCUCUUGUCUUGUUGAUGUUCUAAUCUGGAUCCUUAUUGUUUGUUGAUAUUAGGUUCGUUGUUGUGUGCAGGAGGAUCACUGUACAACUGCACUAUGAAAAAAACGGUAUUUGUAGGUCUUUCAAAAGAUCAUAGUGGAUAAAGAUCAUCAUAGUGGAUAUAUAACUUUUCCAGAUCUACAUAUUCAAUUAAUACUAUUUGUUCUCACAGAACAAAGAGCAGUGAUGAAAACUCACCUAUUAAUUUGGAUUUAAGGGGAACUGCAAACUAUUAAAUGGGAAGGAUACAUAUGGAAAGGGAAGGAUGCUUAUGGAAAGUGCAUGUUCAGUUGUGAGGUAUUCAGAGGUGUGAUGAGCAGAGCCAGUUGAAGCGUGCAGUGAGAUCUAGCCUCCGGCAACAAGGAUUAUCACCAUGCAAGUCAGAACAGAGCUCCUCGCCUUGUUCCUGUUAUAGAGGGAAGAUAAUGCUGAGUACUAGGCUAUGAAAGUGUGUCUGCAAGUCAUGACAAGGAAGUGCGUGCGCGGAGAGAGCCAGAGGGGGAGAGAGAGAGAGCAUACUGUGCUGUGUGAAUUGUCUCCCACUCGUGUCCUUCAGAGAAAAGGAGGGAGGAGGGAGAGACGGAACCUUGUCCAGGAAGACACUUAAGUUAAAUAACUGAGGAGAAUCGAGGGGAGGGCACUGUGCUGACCCAGUUGGCUGCAGUAUGCCCUGUAUAAAGUGACCUUUAACCGACAGUCUCCUUUGUGAUUUAGAAAUAAAUAAUACAUGAUGUCAAGCCCCUCCUCUCACUCCACCUCCCUCAGUGUGGAUGUUGUAAUAAACCUGCGGGGGGAAAUUCCACUUACUCCACCCAACACAUAGCCUCAGGUAUUGAAAAAGAACAGGAAUAAUGUCAAUCAUCUCUUUAUUUAAAACGUGAGUUCAGGUUGAAUCCUAAAAUCCUAAUCAUGAAUAUAUGCACAUACUGUACAUGUAUUAGGAUAUAAUUUAGAGUAAAAUGAUGUUCCAAGAGAUUGAGGGCCCUUCUAUUAAAACUGGGUUUCCAGUAUACGGCCAACACCGAAUUCCUCUUGCACCACGAGAAUGCACCUGUAAAUUCAUUCAAUGCAUAAAACAAUGUUUACUCUUACUCAAACGUUCUUUUUCACAGUGCAAGAAAUACCUGACUACCAUAUACCUUUAUCAGAUGUUACCAGGGAAAAGGCCAAAGUCUAUAGGCUUUGCUAGGCUCUUCAUAUCAUUUUUCUGUUUUUACUUCCUGUAUCUUGAGCUUGCUGGGGAUUGUUGUUUUGUGUUUAUGUGCUUUCACAUAGUAAGACUGUCAUAAUAAGACUGUCUCUUUUUUCUCCCCCGCCUGUCAAUUCUCUCAGCAAUUUAUAACUAUGACUCCAGAGGCGAGCAGGAGCUGUCUCUCCAGGUGGGAGACACUGUACAUAUACUUGAGACAUUUGAAGGUGAGCAUGAACAGUCUAGCCUUACUCACAUACAACAAGCUGUCACACGCUAAGGAAAAGUUUGCAACACUCUGGAACUUUGUAAAACAUUGAACCAAGGCUGUGCUCAAUACCAGACAUGCAUUGAAAAUAAUCUGCAAUGUUUAAUGAAAUGCUCUUGAAAGAUAGAAGAGUCAAUAUCACCAUCUGUAUCUAGUUUGCCUUCUUCUCAUUGGUCUUAUCUCUGUUGUAUUUAUCCCUCCAUCUCUGUCAUAUCUCUAUAUCAAUCUCUAAUCUCCCCAGGCUGGUAUAGAGGUCACACAUUACGGGACAAAUCACAGAAGGUAUGGCAACCAUACAUCCUUUCAUAGUGUUUCAUUGAAAAAAGAAAAUAGUUUGAAGAAGAGGUUUACGUUUCCGUUUCAUCUCAUAGGGCAUUUUCCCAGCCUCGUACAUCCACCUGAAGGAGGCUAAAGUUGAAGGGACAGGGUAAGGUGUCACUCAUUUCAUGUCAUGUUAUUAGAAAUGCAUUGUAUUUGAUGGGAUAUCUGGUUAUUUCUUUCCUUCCCCCUUCAGCCAACAGGAAAUAGUUAUCCCAGGAGACCUACCAUUGGUACUGGAGCUCGGUGCCACUCUGAGGGAAUGGGCACAAAUAUGGCACAACCUUUAUGUGGUACGUGGAGAAUAAUGGUUUCUUAUCAAUCUCCCUACUUGCAUAUUUUUCACAUUAAAGAAUUCACUUGACCCUUAUACUGUUAUCACACUCACUCUGUUUGGAAAAGUGUGAUUCUGUAAGUCUGGGUGGCUGUGAUGAUGACUGUUUGUUUGACAGAACAACAAGACAACUCUGUUCAGGAACGUACAGCAGAUGGCCUACUGCCUCAUCGAGUAUAGAUCUCAGAUAGUGUCGGGAACAUUGCCCAAGGAUGACCUUGUGGAGCUCAGGAAGAAAGUCACAGCUAAGAUUGAUUAUGGAAACCGGUAUGAAUUGUACUCUACUUGAAUUGCAUUGUGACAUAAACGUGCUUGUAAAGUUUUAUGUGACUGAGUCAUUGUGCGAAGAAUAUGCCCUUAUAAAUCCGUCUAAAGCUAUAUUUGAUGCUUUCUGUACAGGAUUCUGGGUUUGGACUUGGUGGUGCGAGAUGACGCGGGGAACACUUUAGAUCCGGACUGCACCAGCACAGUCAGUCUGUUCCGGGCCUUUGAGACUGCAUCCCGCAGUAUAGAUGACAGAAUACAGGAGGAGAAGGCAUGGACCAGUGUUGUUUUUGUCGCUCAUUUGUCUCUAUGACUAAUACUGGUUGCGUAGUUAGCCCUGCCGGUGCGUUGUGUUUGUGCUCAUACAGUGUCUCUGUGGCCCUCUGUAGACCCGGCUGCAGAACCUGGAGAUGAGGCGCCAGUCCCUGUUCAGCACAGUGCACACCUACAGUCUCUUCGUGAACCUCAAGAACUUUGUGUGUAACAUCGGGGAGGAUGCAGAGCUGCUUAUGUCACUCUAUGACCCUGACCAGUCUGAGUUCAUCAGGUCAGACAUCAAUGCAUUCAGUUCAUUGCAUUAUAGUAAACCAGAUAACAUCACGGCCAAAAUGGAGGCGAAAGAAACCCACACCUAUUUAGGCGAGGUGCUGGCUAACGGAGUAGAACACCUGUUUAGGAGAGGUGCUAGCUAACGGAGUAGAACACCUGUUUAGGCGAGGUGCUGGCUAACGGAGUAGAACACCUGUUUAGGAGAGGUGCUGGCUAACGGAGUAGAACACCUGUUUAGGAGAGGUGCUGGGUAGCAGAGUAGAACACCUGUUUAGGCGAGGUGCUGGCUAACGGAGUAGAACACCUGUUUAGGAGAGGUGCUGGCUAACGGAGUAGAACAUCUGAUAAAGAAAAGGAGAGUCGCUCACUCUAGGAGCUCAGAUGCAAUAAUCUAAUAACCAACGUUUCGACAGAAAAGCUGUCUUCAUCAGGGUAUAAUGACAAACACUGCGGGUCACUAGUUUAUAUAGUGUCAAAGGACACACACAGGUGUCUGUAAUCAUGGCCGGGUGUGGCCUGAUAUCAUUGGUUAAUUCACAGAUAAACAGAACAUACAAAAAACAUGAAUAGAUAACAUACGAUCAUAGAUACAACUUGGCUACAUAGGCCCACAAACAUUUACAAUGAAUAGCAAAAUCACAAGAAUUGCUUCAAAUCAAAGUCUACGUUGAGACCGAAGGGAGCAAGGGUCUUUAAAUGAAAGAUCCAGGCAGCCUCUCGUUUUAACAAUAAGUUGUCGAGGUCACCCCCUCUCCUAGGGAGGGUGACAUGUUCGAUGCCGAUAUAACGUAGGGACGAAAUCGAGUGGUUCGCUUCCAAAAGGUGGGCAGCAACUGGGUAUGUCGAGUUUUUGCACCUAAUGGUGCUACGAUGCUCCGAGAUUUGUACUUUUAAUUCGCGCUUUGUUUUACCCACAUAAAUAACUGCCUUAGUGGAGCACGUAAUAACACCUUUGUUUGGGGGUGUUUGAAGGAUAUACAUUUGUAAGUGCCAUUGCAUUGAGCGCAGCCAUUACACUUGUAGUUUCCAUCUGGUAGAGGCGCAAAUAGACGUUGUGCAGGGAUAUUUAGGGGUGGUAAAUCAGAGUUUACCAAUUGAUCUCUGAGAUUUCUGCCCCGCGAGAAUACAACCAAGGGAGGGUCCGAAAAUACAUUACUGAUACUGUCAUCGGAUCUUAGAAUGUGCCAAUGUUUGUGAACGAUUCCCUUAAUUUGUUCAGAGCACUUUGAAUAGCGUGCAGUUAGAACGCAAGAAUGCUUCUUUUUGCGAGACUGUCCUUGAAAGAGAUCAGGUCUCGAUUUGUUUUGAAUUUUCUCAAUGGCAGUAUUAAUCUGACCAUUCUGUGGAAACGUUCGUUAAUAGGUUAUUAAAUGAUUGCAUCUGAGCUCCUAGAGUGUGCAGCUCUCCUUUUCUUUAUCAAACAUCACGGACAAUACCAUUUUCUGACACCUUAAAGAAGCUUUUAUCCCAUAAUCAUGUGUAUUCCAUGUCGCUUAUAUGCAUAUAUUGCAUAACAUUAUAUCGCCCUUUUGAUAUAUUUAUGCAUCUUGUCACCGAAAAGGGUUGUUACAGAAUGGCUAUAGUGAGGUACAGUGGGGAGAACAAGGAUUUGAUACACUGCCGAUUUUGCAGGUUUUCCUACUUACAAAGCAUGUAGAGGUCUGUAAUUUUUAUCAUAGGUACACUUCAACUGUGAGAGACGGAAUCUAAAACAAAAAUCCAGAAAAUCACAAUGUAUGAUUUUUAAGUAAUUAAUGUGCAUUUUAUUGCAUGACAUAAGUAUUUGAUCACCUACCAACCAGUAAGAAUUCCGGCUCUCACAGACCUGUUAGUUUUUCUUUAAGAAGCCCUCCUGUUCUCCACUCAUUACCUGUAUUAACUGCACCUGUUUGAACUCGUUACCUGUAUAAAAGACACCUGUCCACACACUCAAUCAAACAGACUCCAACCUCUCCACAAUGGCCAAGACCAGAGAGCUGUGUAAGGACAUCAGGGAUAAAAUUGUAGACCUGCACAAGGCUGGGAUGGGCUACAGGACAAUAGGCAAGCAGCUUGGUGAGAAGGCAACAACUGUUGGCGCAAUUAUUAGAAAAUGGAAGAAGUUCAAGAUGACGGUCAAUCACCCUCGGUCUGGGGCUCCAUGCAAGAUCUCACCUCGUGGGGCAUCAAUGAUCAUGAGGAAGGUGAGGGAUCAGCCCAGAACUACACGGCAGGACCUGGUCAAUGACCUGAAGAGAGCUGGAACCACAGUCUCAAAGAAAACCAUUAGUAACACACUACGCCGUCAUGGAUUAAAAUCCUGCAGCGCACGCAAGGUCCCCCUGCUCAAGCCAGCGCAUGUCCAGGCCCGUCUGAUGUUUGCCAAUGACCAUCUGGAUGAUCCAGAGGAGGAAUGGGAGAAGGUCAUGUGGUCUGAUGAGACAAAAAUAUAGCUUUUUGGUCUAAACUCCACUCGCCGUGUUUGGAGGAAGAAGAAGGAUGAGUACAACCCCAAGAACACCAUCCCAACCGUAAAGCAUGGAGGUGGAAACAUCAUUCUUUGGGGAUGCUUUUCUGCAAAGGGGACCGGACGACUGCACCGUAUUGAGGGGAGGAUGGAUGGGGCCAUGUAUUGCGAGAUCUUGGCCAACAACCUCCUUCCCUCAGUAAGAGCAUUGAAGAUGGGUCGUGGCUGGGUCUUCCAGCAUGACAACGACCCGAAACACACAGCCAGGGCAACUAAGGAGUGGCUCCGUAAGAAGCAUCUCAAGGUCCUGGAGUAGCCUAGCCAGUCUCCAGAUCUGAACCCAAUAGAAAAUCUUUGGAGGGAGCUGAAAGUCCGUAUUGUCCAGCGACAGCCCCGAAGCCUGAAGGAUCUGGAGAAGGUCUGUAUGGAGGAGUGGGCCAAAAUCCCUGCUGCAGUGUGUGCAAACCUGGUCAAGACCUACAGGAAACGUAUGAUCUCUGUAAUUGCAAACAAAGGUUUCUGUACCAAAUAUUAAGUUCUGCUUUUCUGAUGUAUCAAAUACUUAUGUCAUGCAAUAAAAUGCACAUUCAUUACUUAAAAAUCAUACAAUGUGAUUUUCUGGAUUUUUGUUUUAGAUUCCGUCGCUCACAGUUGAAGUGUACCUAUGAUAAAAAUUACAGACCUCUACAUGCUUUGUAAGUAGGAAAACCUGCUAAAUCGGCAGUGUAUCAAAUACUUGUUCUCCCCACUGUAUGUGAGUUGGGAUUCCUGAUUGUUUAUGACAUGUCUGCAGUGAGAACUUCCUGGUGCGCUGGGACAGCAUGGGCAUGCCCAAAGAGAUUGAGAAACUCAACAACCUGCCUGCCCUCUUCACGGUAACAGAGAUUAAACCCUCCUUUCCACUUUCUGUCUUUUUUCUCUGUUGUAAAUGUAAAAACUAGUAGCCAUCUGGCCUAACAGAUGGACAGGCAGUGACAGUCCUUGGUUGGGGCAUGCUAUGCCAUGCGAUUUAUUUCCUCAAACAGGCUCUUAAUCUGAACUGCUCACAUUAAGCUUUGAAUAAGCAGAAUUGCAUAAGAUAUUCAAUAUUUUCUGCCAAGCAACUUUAAUUGUACUUGCAUUAUGUAGUCCUUAUCUUUGCAUUGAAAUUCUCUCCUUCACUCUGGCUAGGAUCUGAGCAGCAGUGACCUGAUUAGGCCACGUCUGUUCCUCGUCUGUCAGAUUAUCAGGGUGGGCAGCAUGGAGCUCAAGGAGGGCAAGAAACACACGGGAGGGUUAAGGAGACCGUUUGGUGUGGCUGGUGAGAUGUCUUUUAAUGCUUCACUAUAUUUGUUUGUGCACGUUCACACAUUCAAUUCAAUGGAAUUCAAUAAAUCUGAGAUUAGAACACUACCCCAUACUCAGAGUUUGAGUGAAUGGGUACAUUGAGAGCCUAAAUAACAAGUUACAGUAGGAAUCCCUGUCCUGGAUAAAAGCCAGACACACCAUAAGCACACCUGCACCUGCUUACCAUCCUGACUCAUAAAACACAUCCACAUUGUCUGCCUCGCCAAAGAAGUCAGGGGAAAUGGUUUUAACAGUCCUCUUUCUUUUGAGUGGAGGAUUACAUUUCUGUGUUGGAUGAGAAAUGGUUUCCUCAGGUGUCACAACAAAUGCACUGAACCCAGCUAUUAUUAUGAGAGGAAGAGGAAUGCCUACUGAACCAUCUUUUGCAACACAAAGCUCAAUGUCACACAGACAGGCCUGCUGGAAUCCUACCUAUGCUGUUUUUGUGGCUGUCUCUUGUUCUUAUUGGCACUCUGGUACAUUGCAACAGGUGUAUGAGGGCCCUAUAACUAGUUUUCAAACACAAACAACAUUGUGGUUCUGCUCUGUAGUUUACUUAAUCAGAGUGAAGACCUCUGCUGUAAAAUGGCUCGAGUUGGGAAAUCAAAUACCAAAGAUCUUAAAGUGAGGCCAUACUAGCAGCAGCAGUGGCAAUAACUGGAUAAUUGAAUUGAUAGCAGCUUAUUAUAUUAGCCACCUAUCACCACCACAUUCACAACGUCAUUGUCUCUGUUCACAGUGAUGGACAUCACAGAUAUUGCCCAUGGAAAAGCAGACGAUGAGGAGAAGCAGCAUUUCAUCCCCUUUCAGCAGUAAGUGUUUUAAAAUCUCCCACAGCCUCUGCUCAUUUUCACCCUGUGUUAAUGGUCCCCACUCCCCAGUCCAUUUGAAAUCAACUUGCUCUUACACCAUUAUAGUCAAAUGAAAAAUGGCUUGAACUCUGUUAGGAUACAGCACUUCAAGAAAUGCAUUAUGCUUGCUAUUGCUAUACCAUACUGUAGAUCAAGGACAAGUCUAAGUUUGUAGUGCAGUGUUAACUAAAAUGCAACUGUUUACUAUUCCUGCUUGGUCACAUGCACUUUUAUAUUUUGUAGAUUUUCCUCCAAUAUCUCAAUAUGCUUUUCGUAGCUCUAUGAUUUGUGAUCAAUCCACUUGUCAGUCCCACUUUUACAAUCUAUUUCUCCCCCUCUCCUAUUCCUUCCCCUUUCUCCCAGGAUAGCUAUGGAGACCUACAUCCGUCAGAGGCAGCUCAUUAUUUCUCCUCUCCUCCCAUCCCGGGUCAUUGGAGAGAACGAGCCUCUCACCGCCGUCUUCAACAAAGUCAUUAACACCCGGGAGGUCAACCACAAGGGCCAGGGUAAAGAGACACUCUCACGGACAUUCUAUGGCAACAACUCACCAGGUUGCCCAAAAUAUAGUAGAGUAGAACAGAAUCUAAAAUAAAAAAGGAAUAUAACUCAGAAGGGGCUUUUGAAAUGUGGGUCUCGGUUCUAAAUAGGAGCAUUACAGGUUGUGUGUAUCAAUUCCGAACAUUCUGUUAGUGCCUCUGUCUUACUAACCUUCUCUUCAUUGACGGGCCCUGUUGGGUUCUCAGGACUGUUUGUGACCCUGAAGCUGCUUCCUGGUGACCUGUCCCAGGUCAGGAAGGACUACCCUCACUUUGUGGAUCGCACCACCGCCAUCGUCAGAAAGAUGGGCUUCCCUGAGAUCAUCCUCCCAGGUGCCAUACGUUUGCAUUUUCAUCUUUGUAGCUGAAUUGUAUCUGAAACAAUGGGUUGCAUACUUUGUAGCUGCCUUUACAGCAGUGACAGUCAAUAGAUCGUUGUUUAGUAUUAACCAACUAUUUCUCCUCUAGGAUAUGUGAGGAACGAUAUCUAUGUCACCUUGCUGCAGGGGGAGUUUGACCGUGGUAAAAAGACGUCACCCAAAAAUGUUGAGGUGAUGUUGAGUGUACUAGAUGACGAUGGCAAUCUCAUGGAGGUAAGGGUGCCGUCCUAACAUUUAUAUGUGCCUCCACCUUUCUUUCUUUAACAAUUCUGACCUCAAGGAUUGCAUGCCGGUCAACUCAUGUUUGUUGGUUGACUGUAAGACAACAAUGUAGUUCAAGGUUUAUUACACAAUGACCCAAAUUAAUUUUUACAUGUAAUGUAUUAAAUGGGUGUUCCAAUCUUCAAAAAAAGUAUCCUAUGUUUGACUGAAGCUCAUUCUGUCCCCUUGAAUAGAAAGCAAUAUUUCCUGGAGCUGGAUAUGAUGGGAUCACAGAAUACAAGUCUGUAAUUUACUACCAAGUCAAGCAGCCGAGCUGGAAUGAAACAGUCAAGGUACAGCUCACUUUCCAGCAUCCCAGGUGUUUCUAUCAGGCCUCUCCUCAUGGUGGCUCAAGUUCAGCAAUUACUUUCCCAAAUCAAUUUGGCUCUAUAAAAUUUAAACCUUUAGAGGAGCUAUUGGCAAGGAUUGUUUCACUCAUACAAAAUGCUAGACAGACACCAGACAGGACUUUCUCUGUCUAUAAUCUUGUCAUGAUACUCUCCUCACUCCUCUCUCCUCUCCUCUCCUCACUCCUCUCCUCACUCUCCUCUCCUCUCCUCACUCCUCUCUCCUCUCCUCACUCCUCUCUCCUCAAACCUCUCUCCUCUCCUCUCCUCAUCCCUUUAUUCUCCCCCUCCAAGGUGACUAUUCCUAUUGAAGAUGUGGGCCGCUGUCAUCUCAGGGUGAUGUUUCGACACAGAUCAUCUCAGGACUGUGAGUGCCUCACAUUUCUAAAACACUCGACACCCAGGCAGCCUGCCCUAACCCUCUGGGAGCUGGUCAGCAUGAGUAUGAAUGUGUUCUUCAGAGUUGGUUGAUUGGGUCCUCACUGGCACUGCUGUUUCUCCUUUAGCUAGAGACAAAUCAGAGAAGCCAUUUGGCAUGGCGUUCGUCCGCCUGAUGAAAGGAGACGGAACCACGCUGAGAGACGGCAGACAUGACCUCAUCGUCUACAAGGUGGGACCAGCACACCACUCUGCUACUGUCACUAGGGUUGCAAAGGGAGGGUUUAUUACUGGAAACUUUUGAAGUUUACAAGUAAGCUACCAGAAUUUUGGUAUCUUUCAAGGAAUUUAUGUAAUCUAUCACAAUACACCUAGUUGCCCUUUUGGCUACUUCAGAUUAUCACAGGUGUCUGUAAUUAUCUCUGGCCCUCUGUGUGGCCUUAUCAAUGUAAAAUAUAUGAAAUAAUGAAAUAAGAUGAUAUAAAAAUAUAACAACAAAGCUGUAAAACAUUAGCCUAAAUUUAAACCAUCAACUUCGUGAAUACCAUUGGUGUUUAAUAUGAGGGUUUCCGCAUGAAAAAUUAAGAGCGUUGUGCCAGUAACCGAAAGGUUGAUGGUUCGAAUCCUGGAGCCGGCAACGUGGAAAAAUCUGCCGUUCUGCCCUUGAGCAAGGCAGUUAACCCCCAACAACAACUGCUCCCCAGGCACCGAUGACGUGGACGUCGAUUAAGGCAGCCCCCGGCACCUCUCUGAUUCAGAGGGGUUGGACUGAAUGCGGAAGCCACAUUUCAGUUGAAUGCAUUGUUGUGCAACUGACUAGGUAUCCCCUUUCCCUAUCUACUAGAAACUUGUGGACAAUAUAGACACAAAUAAAUGAAUACUAUAUAUGAAUACAUAAAAAAAAAAAAAAAGUUAUUCCGAUAUAAAUAUAUAUAAAGUUAUGAUAGAUUGCUAUAGAGUUUCUGUUAAUUACCAAAAUUACUAAAGAUUUGGUUAACUUUGGUAAAUUACCGGUAGCUUUGCAACCCAAGCUUUCACAAACCCUGUAUGAUGUAGACAUCUUGGUGGAAACAGAGGGUUCUGAUACAUUUGUCUACAGAUCUUUCUUUCCCCAUAGGAAUUAUUUUUCAUGAUCUAUGAAAUAGUGAAGUAAUUAUUUUUGAUAUUUUAUAUAAAAUAAAAAGCUCCCUGGUCAAUGAAUAUCAAAUUACAUAUCGAUGAAUAUGUUUAAGUAUUUAUAUAUAUUUUUUCUCUUAGGUUGACGUGAAGAAGACUGAGGAUGCAAAGACAUACCUGACUCUGCCAGGCUCCUGGGCUGAAGUGGAGGAGAAGGAGAGGCAGACAGGGAAAACCUUUCAGCAUUCAGGAGUCAUCCCACUCACCAAGGACAGCUUCCAGAUUGGCACUCUCACCUGCUCCACUAAACUCACCCAGAAUGGUACUGUAGUAGGACACAAUCAUCUCUAACAAUGUAUUAAGAAUCAAACCGUCGCUAACAAAUAAAAUCGAACCAAACGCUUUCUGCACUUCGGCUCGUAAUACUAAUCAGAGUGGUGUUGACGUACUCAUCCAAGUUUAUAUGAAAUCCAAGGGUCAGUAAAAGUUAGAUGCUGCUGUUCCUCUGCUGUUUUCCAGUGGAUCUCCUGGGCCUGUUGAACUGGAGGUCCAACCCUGAAGAGCUGGACCAGAACCUGCAGCGCCUGAUGGAGGUCGAGGGAGGGGAGAUUGUCAAGGUGAGUCUGACUGCUGCAGAGUUAGCAUUCUUAACUGGCUUUACAUACAAGGACACCCUAGCCUAAUGCAUUUGUCUUUUGUGGUCUUAGUUUCUACAGGACACACUUGAUGCCCUCUUCAGCAUCAUGAUGGAGACUUCAGAGGAGGAUACUUAUGACACGCUGCUGUUUAAUGCUCUGGUGAGUUCUGGAGUGGUGGGUUAAUUACUUGCAUUAAGCUAUCAGGAUUAAUGGCAUCUGUCAUUAAUAUACCAAAAGACAAUUGUGUAUAUAAGAAAUGAUUCAUGAUACAACAUUUUCUAGCAGGAUUCUAUAUUACACUGGUUCUUGACUGUGCUCUGCAUUUCUUCUAGGUGUUCAUAAUCACACUGAUUGGAGACAUCAAGUUCCAGCACUUUAACCCAGUACUGGAGACAUACAUCAACAAGCACUUCAGUGCCACUCUGGCUUACAUGUGAGUCUAGCUCCCUCCUUUCUCAUAUUUUCCUCUCUUUGACACCUCUCCACCCAUUCAGAAUUAAUUUAUAUGUCAUUACUGGUAUGCCUGAGUUCCCCAUUCCAUUACUUUUUCAGGAAGCUGACGAAGGUUCUGAAUUACUAUGUGGGCCAUGCAGAUGAGCCUGUCCUAACCGAGAGACUGUACUCAGCCCUCAAAGCCCUCAAGUACCUGUUCAGGUUCAUUGUGCAGUCCCGGGUCCUCUACCUCAGGUAUCAUAGCCGUGACCUUCCUUCCUCAUACUAAUACAUUUGGGAGACAAUAUUAGUUUGUUUGUGAAAUGAGCAAUGUCCUUCAUUUGUUUACUCAGAUUCUAUGGGACCAGUGAGGAUGCUUUCUUCAACUCCAUACGGACACUCUUCCUCUCCUUCAACACACUCAUGGACAGACCGCUGGAUGAGGGAGUGAAGAUAAAGGUGAGUUGGUUUAGGGGAGAGAAACUGGGAUGGACACUUACAUGGUACUUCAUCUUCUUUAAUGCACACUCUGUUAACAUGGCAUAGCCUGGUAAUGCAACAUUUGUACAAACUAGCUUACCCUUUCUAUGUUUAUGGAAGCCUUGUGCUGGCUUCAUGAAAGAUAGUUGAAGUAAAGGUUUACUUGAUAAACUGCAGAAGAACGUUCAUUAAAACACUUUCUAGCUGACUAGCGCUGUAAAACACAAAAGCCUUAUCCAGUAUUUCCCUCAUGUUCUUUUUUAAAGACUUUUGAGACCUUCUUGUCUUUUUCAGGGGGCGAUACUGAAAUACCUACCCACCAUCAUUAAUGACAUCAAGAAUGUCUUUGAUCCUGUGGAGCUCAGGUAACUCCUUGUAAUGACGUUUCAACUGUCGAAUCUGCAGAAAUGAUACUAUUUCCUGUAUAGAAAAAUGUCCUUGUCUCUUUCUCUAUUUUGUCCUGUCUCUCUCUCGCUAGUGUUCUUUUGACCAAGUUCAUCGAGAGCAUCCCUGACUCUCAGCUGGUGCGCCAGAAGCUUGGUUGCAUGUGUAAGAUGGUGGAGAGUGACCUUUUCAAACAGUCAGGUACUGUAGCGCCUCUCUGGCUCAAACAUAACUUUAUAAGAAUCUCUAUUUAAAAACAGAACCACAGGAUGACACAUUUUAAUCGUCUCUAUUCCUCUUUGACCCCACAGAGUGUCGAGAUGUCCUUUUGCCGCUGGUGACAGACCAGCUGAGUGGGCAGCUGGAUGACCACUCCAAUAAGCCAGACCACGAGGCCUGUGUUCAGCUGCUCAGCACUGUGCUGGACAACCUGGACCGCAAGGAUGUGGUGAGUAGCUAAUGGCUACAGCACACAUCUAUCUCUGCCAUUGGAAACACUGAAAUCAGUGACAUCCCUGACUCUAACUGGAUUGGUUUUGAUACAUUCAUUUUUGAUCUGACCUGUUUGUCUGUGUCCCAAGGGUCCAACCCGGGGCCAUGUCCAGCUGAUUAUGGAGCGGCUGCUUCGCAGGGUCAAUCGCACUGUCAUCAGCAUGAGCAGAACCUCCACUCUCAUUGUAAGUCACAUACUCAGUACUCUGAAAGUUCUUCAUCUAACUCAAAAUAAGAAGUCAGUUAUUUUCAAUUGUUCAGUUGGUAAUUAUUUAUUCUAAGUUUCCAUGUACAAGGCACAGUGCUGAAAAGCUGCUUCUAUGCAUCCUAUAAAUAACUUAGCACUUAUAAGCAUACAACAAUGAAUGAUAGCUUAUAAUUAGCUUAUAAGCAUAAAACAUGUUAUAUGUAGGAACCUAAAGUAGUUUUACAACUAAGGUGACUGAUGCUCUGUCUUCUCAAUGGCAGGGUCAUUACCUAGCCUGCAUGACUGCCAUCUUGAAGCAAAUGGAUGACAUGCACUACACCCACUACAUCAGCACCUUCAAGACCAGACAAGACAUCAUUGUAAGUGGGCCGGCCCACCUCCCCUGCCCUGGGCAUGGCUCUUCCUGAAUCAUCCAGUUGAUAGCUGGCAUUCAACCGCUGGUGCUUGUAACUGCUCCUGAAGUGAUUAUUGAUUAUAGACAUUUGAUGGGACUGACUUGGAACAACGUGAGGCUCUCCCUGUCCUUGCUUCUUUACUGAGCUGUGUGGGUCUAAUAUGAGAAAUGCUAGGGGACUGCUGUGCAUAGUUCAGCAUGUUACUAAUCGAUCGACUUGGUCAGAAACAAAACCCCCACAUGUUUGUGCAGACAUGAAGAUGCAUACAUCUAGGUACUUUCAGUACAGGCAAGGUAACUGUUCUCUCCCUGGCCCACUACAGGACUUCCUGAUGGAGACAUUCAUCAUGUUUAAGGACCUGAUGGGGAACGUUUUCCCCUCUGACUGGAUGACCAUGAACCUCCUGCAGAUUGGGGUGUUUCUGCGGGCCAUCAACCAGUACUCUGAGGUCCUCAACAUGUACUUCAUGGACCAGACCCACUUUGAGCUGCAGGUGGGUAUCCAGUCACUGCCUCCUGAUGGGGUGGACAAAAGACAUCCAUGUCUCUCUGCUAAUGUAAACUUCUUUAGCUCAAUCAUUGUCCCAAUGUCUGUGUAAAAAAUGAUCAUAUUUUAUUUUCAGCUCUGGAACAACUACUUCCACUUGACUGUUGCAUUUCUUACCCACAAGUCAUUGCAACUGGAAUCCUUCUCUCAAGAAAAACGGAAUAAAAUAGUGAACAAGUAUGUCCUUUUCUUCUUUGGUUCAAUUAGUUUAAUAUACGGAUUCCCUUAAACUAAUAAUACUAAAUAAAGAUUUGCACAGAGAACUGAAUUUUAUGUAUAAGAAAUUAUGCUGUAAGUAAGUUUGUGUGCAUUUGCUCUACUGUAUGUAGUAUAAUUAUAUGUUGUGGUUACAGGUAUGGAGACAUGAGGAAGAGCAUUGGCUUUAAGAUCAGAGAUAUGUGGUAUAAUCUUGGUAAGUACCGUCCGGUGGUUGUUAUCUCUGUGAGACAGAAGUUCAACAAAUGGAGACAUCUAUAUAAUGGCCUGUUCAGUGGCAAAAGGCUUUGAGGACAAUGUUGUUUUAUUGCCUAGUUUCAUGGUGGCCUGCUUUUUGUUAACCAUUUCAUGAGUUUACUGUCCUGUUUGCAUGAACAUGGAGGGCCACUUAUUGCCCUUUCAAAUGAGCUUGUGUGACAUUUGCUUCUGACUUUAUCCUGUGUGCAUCCCUCAGGCCCCCACAAGAUGAAGUUCAUCCCUGCCAUGGUGGGGCCCAUCCUGAAGGCUACCCUGGUGCCUGAGCCAGAGCUGAGGAAAGCCACCCUCCCCAUCUUCUUUGACAUGAUGCAGUGUGAGCACAACUUCACUCCCAGCCGCACCUUUAACAUGGUGAGAUAGCUGCCCACAGUAGUCCUUCCUGUCUGGCUUUACAGUAUUACUGUACAAACAGAGUUUCCCAGCUGUAUUUGGCUGAGCAGAUUGUUUUUGUCUUUCUGUAUCUGUAGUUUGAGAAUGAACUGAUCACCAAGUUGGAUCAGGAGGUGGAGGGAGGCCGUGGGGAUGAACAGUACAAAAUCCUGCUGGAGAAAACGUAAGCACCCUGCCAAUAACCCUGCCAAUCAGUCAGAGGCUAAUGCCUUUUUCUUAUUAGUCAUACCUCAUGGUUUCAUAGUCAAGACCUAAAUAAGGACUAUAUAACUCCCUCAUUCAUUGACAUUUUGUAUUGUUGGUAUUGUGUAGGCUACUGGAGCACUGCCGGAGGCAUAGAUACCUGUCUCAGUCAGGGGAGGAGCUGGCUCUGCUGCUCAGCAGUCUGCUGGAGAAGCUACUGGCCUACCGCACCAUCACACAUGACGAGAGCCCUGAGCUCCGCAUGAGCUGCACCGUCAACGUCCUGGUACGCCCUUACAGUACAUCACUAAGAGGCAGGGGAGCGCCUACCAGGUGCUAACUAACACCUCGGACUGGUUUAUGUGGAACUCACACUCUAAUCAGAACGAUUGAGCCACACUCGCCACCUCAGAAGAAUAUUAUAUGAAGAUGUUAUGUUUCUACAUUGAACCAAUUGAUUUUAACCUACAAAAUAUUAUCAAACAUUUGUACAAAAGCUGAGUUUUUCCACUGUUUUUAUUCUGGUUGUGACAGAACUUCUACAAGGAGAAGAAGCGGGAAGACAUUUACAUUCGGUGAGACGGAUGAUUUAAUGAAUACUCUUCUUUGGAUCCCAUUUUGUUAGCUAUCAAUCUGAAACAGGAAAAAGUAUCCGCACACUUCCAGUCAGCUGCAAAUGUAUUUUAAUUAUAGCUGAGCUUUCGGUCAGCCGACCUUCAUCAGAGCAAGGUCGACUGACCGAAAGCUCAGCUAUAAUUAAAAUAAAUGUACAUCUGACUGGCAGUGUACAGAGACUUUUUCUCCAGUUUUGCCUUUUGCCUCCAGCACCUUCACAAAUCAGCUUUGGGUGUGCGGUAGAUUCUGUCUAUUAUCUGUUAGAUAUCACUCUAAAAUACUGACCUUGUCCUCAGGUAUCUGUACAAGCUAAGGGAUUUACACCUUGUCUGUGAGAACUACACGGAGGCAGCCUACACCCUGUUACUUCACGCUGAACUCCUCGAGGUCUCACUCAGAUUAACAUUCAAUUCGACUUUCAAUGAAAACAGCAGUCUUUGGCUUAUUUCCCUAAAAUUCCAGUUAACUUACUAUAACAUUCAUUACUAGAAAACUAAAUGCGCUUUGUGUAUUGUGUAAAUUGCCCUUCUCAGUGGUCUGACAAGCCCUGUGCCCCACAUCUGAUCCCCGGUCAUGGCAAACAUGUCUGGACCCAGCAGGAGCUCAAAGAGAGACUCUUCCAGGAGAUCAUCUGUAACCUGGACAAGGGCAAAGUGAGUUCUCACCCAGUCACCCUAUUAGGAAGCAUGCUCUACGGAUGUUGUCAAGUAUAUUGGCACCAUUGCACUUUACAAUGGAGUGCAAUGGAGCAGAAUGUUCUGUUUUCUCUUUUCAAAACUAGUUGAAUGGCUAUUUUUACCCUGUAGGCACCUGCAACUUACCACAAGUAGAUAAUUGUGGGACUUAUUAUUAAAUGUUUUGGUUCUGUGCAGUUGUAAAUCAAACAAAUACACGUAUGAACACCAAACGUUUCUAUAUUUCACAGCAUAUGUAGUGUCAGAGAUCCUAUGCUACUUACCCCUCAACAUGCCAUAUGAGCUACUGUCAGAAAUAUUUGUGUCAGUUUCAUUUGCUACAAAAGAAGCUGAGGGCCAUAUUCAAUCAAACAUGGUUACCAGGUUUCUGGGUUAGGCUAAACAUUUCUCCUGUUCACCGCAGUACAUCAACCAUGAAACCUGCUGUCUGAGUUUGAUUGAAUAGAGGUGUUAGUGACGGACAGAUGGUGAUGUCUAGACCAUGUUCACAUCUCGUGUCUUUUUUUACCAACUGCUGCAUUUAUCUGUUCAGAUGUGGGAGAAAGCCAUUGAGAUGGGUAAACAGCUGGCAAAGAUGCACGAGAACCAGAUGUUUGACUUCAUGGAGCUUAGCCAGCUGCUGGUAAGAGGACUUAUCAUUUGCUAUCGUGUUUUAGUCUGAGAUUUAAUCAAAAUAUUGUCACUACUAAAUAGAAAUUGUCCCUAAAACAUGCAAACAGUAAAACCAAAAAUGAUUAUCCUCUUAGUUUCUACAUGUAAAAAAAUAAUGCUUAUGAAGGCUCCACAUACAAUGCCAGAAAGGGAUUGUCAAUGUGUAGUCCUGUGUAGCUCAGUUGGUAGAGCAUGGCGUUUGCAACGCCAGGGGUUGUGGGUUCGUUUCCCACGGGGGACCAGUAUGAAAAAAAGAAAUGUAUGCACUCACUAACUGUAAGUCGCUCUGGAUAAGAGCGUCUGCUAAAUGACUAAAAUGUAAAUGUCAAUAGCCCACUGCCAAUUUAGUGUGAGGCCUUUUCAAUAGGAUCAGGUCCACUGCUGUAUUAACAUGCUUUUCAGUGCCCACAAAGUCUAGGAGUUAAUUAGAUACAAUGCCAAUAAAUUGUUCAAGAUACAUUGUCAAGGGCUAGGACAACCAGACAACCAUGUCUUGUCUAAGACAGAAAGUCAUUUCAGCUAGCCCAAUCCAAAUGACAGUGAUAGUUGAAGAAAAAAACAACCCAUUACUGCAGAAACAGAGUUGCUGCCACACUUGUGUCCAACCUUUUACCCAAUUGUCCCACCCAUGCACUGCCGGUUGACAUACUGGAAUCUGCCAUUAGGAAGUAACACUCAGUUAAUUAUGAUGUGAUACUCUAUUUUAAGUCAUGUUUUUGUAAAUACUGUGUCAUCAUGGUAUUCAACAGUCCUUAUCUGCAAUGGAGUGGUACAAAAACAGUGUUUUGCUACACUGCUAUGAAUCUAUGUUCAUUAUGGAUCCUCAAAUUUCACACUUAACCAAGUUAAGUGCACACGGAACUGGUUAGAUACUACAGUAUUUUAGGUGUUUCCUGUUGUUUGUUAUCUGUGUUCCUGAUUGUGGCUUUGUUAAUUUAGCUCAUUGUUACUACAGCCUCUAUACUCUCCCUACUGUUGUCCACAGAAACAGCAAGCCCAGUUCUAUGAGAAUAUAAUGCAUGCCAUGCGACCUCAGCCAGAAUACUUUGCUGUGGGAUACUAUGGCCUUGGAUUCCCCACUUUCCUCAGGGUAAGAUUAUUACAUAUUUUCAGAAAUCCAGCCUCCAUAGCACAUUUCAAGGUCUGUCUCAUACACCUGAGAUAUUUGUAUUCAUGUGCCGUUUAUUCAUUUUACUUAUGGAACUCUCAAUAAAAUUAAAUGACGAUGUACAAUGCAGGCUAUACUAGUUACCAGGUCCAUAAAGCAGUGGGGGAUUCUAUGGAUUGAAUACCUUCCAUGAUCUUGUCAGUUUCAGGUCAGAAUAGCCUUAAUUUGGCAGAAGCACAUCUAUUUCUACAGUGCAGGGGCACAUUCCUGUCUACCACAGUCCAUCUUAAAUUUAAGCUUUGACAUCUUCUGUAGCAUGUCAUUCUAUAACAACGUUCUAAUUAAAUCAUAUCAUUCAUAUUUGAUUGGCUACCAUAUAUAGUGGCUCACCCUAUCUUUGAAUGGAUUUGCUCAUACAGAACAAAGUGUUCAUCUACCGUGGUAAGGAGUAUGAGUGGCUGGAGGACUUCAGUCUGAAGCUGCUGUCUCAGUUCCCCAAUGCAGCCAGGAUGACCAGCACCGCGCCCCCUGGGGACAACAUCUGUAACUCCCAAGGACAGCGUAUCCUUCAUCUCUGUUGAAGCAUGCCCUCAUGCUCCCAGCUAUGAAUGCUAUUUAAAUGUUAAUUGGUGUUAAUGCUUCUAGUCAGAACAUUAUUCAUUUGAUGUAUUUCCCAUUUAUGGGCAAGUCUUAUUAGACCUUUCUCAAGGACAGUUUUGAGCCAGUAAUCCACUGGCCCCCGUCUCCGUUUCCCCCUACAGCACUAAAAAUGUUUUUGUUUUUUGAAUAAUACACAGUCUUGUCCUUACCUGCUCUUUACAGACAUCCAGUGUUUUACAGUCAAGCCAGUCCUUACUGUGCCCACCCAGUUCAAAGACAAGGGGGUUCCUGAGCAGAUCUUGAAGUAAGGAACACAACAGCUUGUGGUUGAAUAUAUUUUCUUAGUUCUUACUCAUGCAACUCCUUUGUCCCUCUUCCUCUCCUAGCUACUACAGAACCAAUGAAGUGGACCAGUUCCAGUAUUCCAGACCCUUCAGGAAAGGUGCAAAGGACCCCGACAAUGAAUUUGCAGUGAGUACCUCGCACACAGCUCAGACAGACUCACCAUGCUGCAGAGCCCUAUCAAAGCCAAAUCCCUCCAUUUGCAUGCACACACUCCUGUCUUUGAACAUCUCUAAACUCAGGAAUGUAACCCUUUGUGAUUAGAUGUUGAAUAAAAGAGGUUGUUGCUCAACAUUUGUGUUGACCAUUCAUUCAUAUUUUCCGCCUCAUGUUACAGACCAUGUGGAUCGAGAGGACGACUUACAUCACAACCUAUCACUUCCCAGGGAUUCUCAAAUGGUUCGAAGUGAAGUCCAUCUCUGUUGUAAGUUCUCUCAGUAAUGAUGAUGACAAUCACAAUAAGACAAACGUACUGGUGUUAAUGUGCUGUAUGUUGAAUCUAAACACGGUUAAGUACUCCGCUACCACCCAUAGCAAAUAGUUCCUACUCACCCAAUUUGGUCUUUUACACUUUGAUGUCUCCUCACCUCUCCUGGUUUUCCUAUUGGUCAGGAGGAGAUCAGCCCUCUGCAGAAUGCUGUGGAGACCAUGGAGAUGGCCAAUGAGAAGCUCAGUAACCUGGUGCAGCAGCAGGCAUGUGACAGCUCCACGUCCGUCCACCCACUCUCCAUGAUGCUCAAUGGCAUUGUUGACCCUGCCGUCAUGGGUGGCUACUCCAACUACGAGAAGGUUUGACUUGACUAUUACUUCCUAGGAGCUUGAAUCCUAUACAAUUUUGUCUCGCAUUUCAGUGAAGAUUUGUAACCUGAUAUUCUUAUUUCCUAGGUCACUCUGUUAUUUUAGCUAGUAUUUAAUGUGCAUAUGACAACAUCUUCAUGUCUCAAAAUGGUAAACUUGUUUCCACCCCCUUUCUCUCUCUUCAGGCAUUCUUCACGGACACCUACAUGCAUGAACACCCAGACGACCUUGAGAGCAUUGAGGUCCUCAAACAUCUUAUUGCCCUCCAGGUAAAUCCUCAUUCUCUCCUUGCUAUUGAACCUGUACUUAGACAUAAAGUACCUGCUGUAAGAACAGAGGCUCCCUCCUCCUCAUACCCUCAGAUCCCUCUCCUGGCUGAUGGGAUCCGGAUCCACGGAGAGAAAUCCACUGAGCAGCUGAAGCCCUUACACAACCGCCUGCUCACCUGUUUCUCUGACCUGCGGGAGAGAGUAGAGAAGCAUUAUGGCGUCAUAACCCUGGUCAGUUGCCAAUAGCAAACUCUUAUUUAAUUUAAGAGUGUGCCAAAUUUAGCUAUUGGCUCCUCUGCCUCCCUAUCAAACUUCCCUCAUUCAAAGCAGAGUUUACAUUAUAUUGCUGCAGGACCAUACAUCUUGCUGAAGGCACUCUAUUGCUGCUAGUGUUUUGCCUGUCAUUCCGCUCACCCCCUGCCAAGUUUCCUGAUGAUGUUUAAUCCCAUUUGUGUGUCCCAGCCGUGCUCUCUCACUGAAAGGAAGAAGAGUCGCGUGGGCUCCGUAGUGAUGCCCUACAUCCUGUCCUCCACCCUGCGCCGCAUGUCCACUGUCUCCAUCCUCUCUACCACCUCCUCAGGCCUCUCCAGCGGCUCCACCUCCUCUGACGGACCCUCCCGGCCCUCUUCCUCCCAGGAGUCAGUCCCUCACCUCCUCCAUCCUCCCUCCUCCUCCCAGGAGUGUCCCUCAACUCCAUCCUCCCUCCUCCUCCUCCUCCCAGGAGUCAGUCCCUAACCCUCCCUCCUCCCCAGAGUCAGUCCCUCACCUCCCUCCUUCCUUCCUUCAUCCUCCCUCCUCUUCCUAGGAGUCAGUCCCCCUCCUCCCUCCCUCCUCCCUCCCUGUGUUUGUCUCCCUUUUGGGCUGCUCUGGUGUAGUCUAUUUGUGUUGCUAUGUUUGUAAGGAAUAUUUGUCUGUGCUUUUCCACAUCUCACAGUGUGACAUUCUGAAGUCUUGCACAUGCCAAUAUAACCCUCUAACUGUAUACCUCCCCCCCAUUGUCUCUCUCUCUCUCGCUGUCCUGAUGACCUGAUAUCCAUCAUCAGUUCACUGUUGUCCCGUGACACUGCCAACGAUCGCCGGGCCUCGAUGUUGUCCCGCUCUGAGGAUGACAACCGGAUCGGUCGAAAGAACCGAAAAGAAUGGAGUGUGAGCAAGUCACAGGUUUUGGUGGAGAGACAGACAGACAUAGAUGAGGUAACUACAACUGUUUUUGGCUCAUGCAUUAAGGCACAAAUGGCUAAUACAUUCACAGUAAUUACUUGACUGUGAUUUCAAGGAGGGCUGUAUCUUUGUACUCUACUCCUUAGCAGACCCUUCCAGAGAAGCCGCAGAGACCCAAAAGUCUGCAGUUUGGGGACCGUCGCCUGACCCUGUCUCUGUUCCAGGGUGCCUCCUCUCAGCUCAGCCUUGGCAACCCUCUCAGCCCCCUGCCAGCCUCUCCUCACACUCCUCACAGCUCCAGUACGUAGCUUAGCUACACACAAAGCAUACAUACAAAGCAGCCUAUCCCACACAACCUUAAAGAGAUGCGUACAGCUUCACCCUGCACACAGAAAUACAGAACCCUGUUUAGGAUCCUUACUUCUUGUCCAUGUAGUUCACACACAAACUGUUGUAGCUGUCAUGCAGCCUAAAAUGUGUUUUGUCACUCGCUCUCUCUGCAGAUUAUUCAUCUCUCCCCGGUGAUAAUAAUGCCACCACUGACACUCCCGGGACACCCCCACCCAUGCCACCAAAGAAACAUCCCCACGAGAUGUUUGACAUCUCCCAAAACUCCCUUGAGGUACAUCUAGACUGAAAACAUCUCUAUUUUUAGUAAAAUGCACAUUGUGAAACAGAAUAUUUUUAACAUUAUCUUUUUUCCCCCCGGUCUCUCCGUAGUUCCACCCUCCUCUGCCUCAGAAAAUUGACAGCAAGCCCCCUCCACCUCCUCCUAAGACCAGGAAGUCUAUGUUCCCUGGCUCCUACGAGAAUAAUCCUCAGUGAGGAUCCUCCACCCGGACAGUCCCUCUCAUCUGGUUCAGACCUGCUGCCUGGGAUAAGGGCUUGGUUCAUCUUGUGGUACUGUAGCACUUUAUCUACAGUACUAUUUCAGGACCAGUACUAUUACCUGUUAUGUACUUCAAAAUUACAUGUCAACAAUUUAUAUUUCUGAUACUUACUACAAGUUAUUCCAACAAACUGGUACGUGUGAUGUGUGUGCCCUGUAAAUCUCUAAGAAACAGAAGCAUAAUUGUUUCCAUACUAAAGUAAUUGAAUGGUAUGUUGUAAAAUGAAGUGUGACAGAUUUCUGUGUAAGCCGUGGUGCGUGGGGUCACAAGUCUUUUCAUUUUUAGAGGAGAGUCCAUUUAUAGUCUAGUUUCCUGGGAAUGUGGUAUUAGAUCAAGGUGGAUUUAAUUCAUGAUUUGGGAAGUGUAUAUAGUUCUGAAAAAGCAAUAAUAACGGUGACCGUAGCAUAUUUCCCAAGGAUCUUUGAGGUGUUGUUGUAUAUAGUGUAGUAUAUAUUUUGGGAAUAUCACUGCUAGGAUAAGGAAUGACCAAAGCUUCAAUUUUGUCUUUUGUCAUUAUGUGUUGGAAUCACACUGGACUGUUAAUAAUUUCCAGUGCCUGUUUUGGGCAUUCGUCAAGAAAAGCACAGGCGGUGACUGCAUUUUCAUGUUUUAUUAUGUGAUAUAGCUAGGUGAAAACCUUUUUAUUAGAAUCACUAUUACUGAUCAAUGGCAGGGAAUGUGUGGUCUGUGAUUUUCAACAGACUUUGAUUCUAUUGUUGUUGAUUAUAUAGUCAAAAUCUAUGGUUGCGACCCUGGAUGAGUUUUUGGUUCCCUUGACCCAGUCAUAGAUCAUAGGUGGUACAUGCAUAGUAGUCCUUUUUGGGGGAAUUGAGAUUGUAAUUAAAAUAUAACUUUCCCCAAAAUAAAUGUGUGGAUGAUAAUCACAUUGAAAAACCUUGACUAACUCAUAAAUUCUGAGUAACUAUGCAUUACAUAAUUGUGUGAUGAAAGCACACUAAGAUAGUACCUCAAUGAUUUCAGAUUCAUUAGAGACAUGCACUGGAUGGAAUUCAUGUAAAUUAGAUUUUUUAAAUUGUAUAUUUUUUAUGUUUUAUAAGAACAAAAUACUGUAUGUCUUGAACUCUUGCUUUCUAUACAAAUCAGCUUGAUAUAUUUAGCAAGUUGUCAUUUUAACACGGUAUGGCACAAACUCAAUAAUCUGUUUAGAGUUGACAGGUGCAUUUCAUAGUUUCAUUUUAUUAGGCUUUUAUUGAUGAAUUGUUGUAUUACUUUAACUUAUUUCAGUGAUUUUAAAGGUUUCAAGUUAAUUGGUAUGCGCUCAUCAAGCAACUUGAGUUGAACAGAUAGAAACAUGGUCAUUUACAUUGGUCUACUUUCAACAGUGAACAUUUCAACUUAUAUCAAUAUAUACAUUCUUUUUUUUAUUAUUCGGUCUCAUAUAGUUGUUGUUUUCAAAACAAUGCAAUGCUCUCUUUCUCCUCUGAAUUGCUCAUGUGAUCUCUUUCAGAAAUUACCGUUUUGAUUUAUAUAGUGCAAGAAUGAGUCAGUAUUUUAGUUUGACCAUUUCCAGGGAUCAAAGAUAUUUUAGAAGGGAACUAACCUUGUAUGAGUUUUUCUAACAAUGAUCAGAACAGAUAUUUGUAAAGAGAUUUAAAGCUAUAUAGUAGCAUGAAGAGAUGUAAUAUAUAUAUAUUUUUUACCAAUACAACUUGUAAAUCCGACCAAACAAAAAUAAAGAAUUUAACAAACUGUUCUGUUGAAUUGUAGGAGGUAUUGUUACAGAAGGCUAGACAGCCAGCCUCUGUCCUCAGCAGAAGUUCUUAGAAUCAUUAUCCUGUACUCAUAUCUAGCCUGUAUCAUCCCUUCUCUCUUAUCAAGGACAUAAAAGGCUCUAGUUGGGACUUCAUUAUACCUUCUUUGAUGAAUAAUUAUGUGAUAAUUGAGAGGAUAAUGAAGGACCUUGACGUCUGGUGAGAUGUUUUGACAGUGAGAUUCCUUUCAUUCUGUCACACAAAACCUAAUUUCCAUUCCGGUAAAUAGUGAUGUGGAAUGUGAAAAUGUAUGUCUGCCAGUAAUUUCAUUGAGAUACCAGAGGUUCUGCAUGUUAUACUGUACAUGUUAUUCUGCUUCUGUCAUAUUCAUGCUUUAUUUUUAUGUUCUGUAUUGAGAAAGAGAACAUUCUUCAAAGCGGUAUUAAAUGUAUCAAGAUCAGAACAUUGUUUCUUUAAGUGGACUGUAGUAAAAAAC
Molecule: messenger RNA, 31694 nt
Organism: Coregonus sp. 'balchen'
Lineage: Eukaryota; Metazoa; Chordata; Actinopteri; Salmoniformes; Salmonidae
Source: the annotation of a GenBank genome assembly